This is a messenger RNA of Drosophila simulans, 1920 nucleotides long. It is a transcript of the gene sigmar, whose product is annotated as tumor necrosis factor alpha-induced protein 8-like protein. Bases 279 to 911 code for a protein of 210 amino acids. The record is from RefSeq and is a predicted model, not a curated record. The transcript has 4 exons. Gene Ontology annotation, cellular component: cytoplasm. Lineage: Eukaryota; Metazoa; Arthropoda; Insecta; Diptera; Drosophilidae. Gene Ontology annotation, biological process: regulation of apoptotic process.
CUAGAAGCAGCUGGUCUCACAGGCUGAUAUUUUGUUUUUGUUGCUGUUCGCUGAGUUGUUUUAUGUUUAAUCGAAGUUGCGCAUAAAUUUAUCUGCAAAUCGUACGCAGUUCGCGGGCUUAAAUGCAGCCACCCCCUUUCAGUUGCUUUCGCUAGCACUUCGAUUCCCAGACACUGGUCAUCAGACGCACUCACACUCAUACACACAUAUACUCAGAACGAAGCAAGGACUCAAGGAUUCGAUUCAAGGACUGCAGCAACAACAACAACACAGCCGCGAUGUCGGUGGCCGGGCUUCGACAAUGUCUGCUGCUGUGGAGCGUCGACUACUGGAAUUUGGAAGUCAUGGCGGACAAUGUCUUCAAGUCGCACGAUAUCGGGCUGCGGGCGCAGAAGAAGAUCCUCUCACGCAUGGCCACCAAAAACAUCGCCAAGACCUUCAUCGAUGGCACGACGGCGUCGCUGCUGGACAACCUCUACAGGCUCUGCAAGAUGCACACGGGGAACAAGGCCAAGGCGGAGAAGCUGAUCAAAAACAUCAUCAAGAUCGUGAUCAAGAUCGGUGUGCUCCACCGGAACAAUCAGUUCAGCGACGAGGAGCUGCAGAAAGCGGAGCUCUUUAAGAGAAAGUUUCAGAACACGCAGCUGUCCAUCAUAUCAUUCUACGAAGUGGACUUCACGUUCGACCUGCCCUACCUGCAAAAGUCAAUAGCCGAAUCGCAAGUGGCGCUGAAGUCGAUUGUGCAGCCGCAUCUCACAGAGAAGUCGCUGGGCCGCAUCGACGAGGUGUUCGAUUUCUUCGGCGAGGAGGCGCUGCUGGAGACGGCUUUCCGAGCGGACUCCCCCUACCGCGAGGUGAUGGGAAAGAUCGUGGCGGACAUAAACGCCGCCAUGGAAACAGGAGAUAUCUGAGGGGAGCCGCGAAGCGAGCUGAGCUGUAAUUGCGUGCUAUGAACGAAAGGCUAUCUAUCGAAACCAAAAAGCAGCCAGUAGCUAGCUGCGAAUGGAAAACGCUUGCUUAAAGCUCACCCACCAACACCACCACCACCAUCACCACCAAAAUACAAAAUCUAGGUAUAGAUAUGGGCCAGCAGCGGAAGAGAGGGCGCAGAGCUGGGAAGGAAAGGAAAAAGACAUGUGUUUAAGGAGGAGUUUAAUUUAGUUCAACUAGUGAUAUACCAUUGACAACAAUAUCAAAAGUGUAAAGACGUCCGUAUUGAUUAUUUUGAUGACAACGUUAACAUUCGUGUACUCAAGGUCUAUGUAGUAGUAAUUAGGAAGAACCAAAUGCAUUUCGCCAAAGGAAUUCACUAAACGGAAAUUGUAAACUCGAGCAAAAUGCUUUUAUCGGUGUGUAAGUUGAUCGUUGAUCGUACGUGUGAAAGUAACUAUAUGUAUAAGUCUAAGUGUUAUAUGGGAAAUACUUCAGCACAUAAGCAAUUACUUAUUCGUGGUCUACUUUUUGAUACUCCCAAACUCGCUGUGUGCACCCGCAAGUAACUAUAUCACCGUCUUAGUCAGACCUUUGCGUACUUAACCGAUCGCCGCCGAUCGGAGCCACCCAUCUCACCUGCAGUCGUCAGUCGAUGCUAAGUUGGUUAUGCUAAGUCGUCACCAGAACCUGUUUCUAUUUCUAUUCGUAUUUGUAUUCGUAUUCGUAUUCCAAGCCUCCAAGGGGUCGGUAACCUUAAGCAUUAUUUAUGAUACUCCCACAAUGAUAUUCCAACUACCCGAAACAUAUCGAAACUAUCUGAAAGGCAACAUAGCUAAGGGGACAAUAAGUUGUUUGCAUUUUUCUAUGACUUUUGGUUCGAUAUUCCAGCGAUGGAGGCACAAGUUUAGUGGUUUAGAUUUUAAAUAUUUAUUUGUUUACCAACAAAACUAUGUUGACUAUAAAAAUAAAAGCAACAAUUACCAAAAA